GAAAAAAGGAUCGGAUGAAAGGAAAAUAUACUAUGAUUAGAAAUGGAAACUGAAUAAAAACUUCUAUAAAACGUGACAAAAGGUGCAAGAUCAAUUACAUUCGAGGCUGCAAGCAAGUGUGGCAGAAUACUUUCUUAUAUAGACUAGUUCAAAACAAUCGAUAAAAUGACUCAUUUCUUUAAUGGGCUUCAAAUCAGACCAAUAUCUAAGAUUCUUCAUAUUGGUCAAAGGGAAAUAAAUAUUAUAUCUAAGUUUUUAGUAACUGGUGACCUAGUGAUUGUGUCAGUCUACAACAAAAACAAGGAAGAGCGCACAUUCCAUUUUCUGCAUGUAUCUGACGAUCAAUGGAAGUUAAUAGAAGAUACCAGUGGUACUCUUUGUGUUACUGUUUAUGGUGUUCGAUCUGAAAAUUACCAAGUUGUUGUCAGCGGUCAGAUAACAUUACACCAUAAAGAUGAUAAUGAUACCAUAUACAUGCUUAGCAUGAAUAACCAUACACAGAGAACAACUAGUUUAUUUCAUAUACAGAUGGAGAUUGACGAUUUCGAUGUUGAAAUUCGCCAAAAUGUUCAAACUACUAACCUUCAAACGUCAACUAUCGAGUUUCAUUGUCCUGUAACAAGAGAGAGCCCAAAAAGUUACAUCCACAUGCUUAAAUCUGAUGAUGGUUGUGAAUAUAUCAGAGAAAUGAAACACGAAUCCGAUACAAUAUCUUGCCAAUGGAACUUACAAUCAAGAUAUAAAUACCAGUAUAAAAUAUUCCAUGUUAAAGAAGCGUCUACAGUGAUCCACAAGUACAUGGUCAAAUCAGCUUCUAAAUGUCUCUCUUUUGUGACACAUGCCACAAAAUCAGAAAUAAGUGAACUCUUUAAUUUGGCUGAAAAGUUCAGAGCAAAACGAUUAAGUAACAGACGCACAACCAAAACGAUUCCAGUACCAUAUUUAUAUCGAAACAAACCAAGAAAUCAUGAAACAAUCCAAGAAGCUCAAAGAACUGGUAUUAUGGCGAAAUACAUCAAGGACAAUAAUGGAGACCAAUCAUCAAGUAUCAAUAACCAAAUUCAUGGACUCUUUUUUAGUGCCUCGGCUUGUAAGAGGACAAAAAUGCCUCCUGAAUUUAGUUAUUUCGGUGAUUACCGUCUGAUGAUUCCCCCUCAACAUCUGUUACCAAAUCUCAACAUAUAUUUUGCUGAUUUUUACUGCCAAGCACCCAAACGACCACAUUAUGUAACAUUGGUAUUAACUAAACCAGGAAGCGUGGAAGAUGUGUACUGUAGCCCACGAUUACCCAAACUUAAUAUUCAUUCCAACAAAUUUUUGUAUUAUGAUCCUCAUAUCGGUUAUCGGGUCACAAAAGCCUGUCACAUUGAAUGUCUUUAUACUGAGGAUAUAAAUUUGACUUCAAUGAGAGAGAAAAUAGGGGUUGUUGAAACCAACAUUACAAAUGUAAGGGGUAGAGGCCAAAGUCGUCCGGAGGGCAUUCCUAAAUAUGAACAUUGUGAGGAUUGCAACUUGCCCAAAAAGUAA
This is a messenger RNA of Lottia gigantea (owl limpet), 1527 nucleotides long. RefSeq lists its product as hypothetical. The transcript is spliced from 4 exons. The record is from RefSeq and is a predicted model, not a curated record. The coding region runs from base 166 to 1527 and encodes 453 amino acids. Lineage: Eukaryota; Metazoa; Mollusca; Gastropoda; Lottiidae.